GGGUUGAAUGUUGUGUUCCCAGUUUAAUGGGGACUAAGAGGCAAGUUAUUCAAUUGCCUUAAUUAAUAUAAACAUGUGUGCGAUACUACAUAGAUACGAGUAGACUAAAGCAUAGCAGGCUGCACUUGUGGCUUGUUAAUUAACAGAAAUUCCCGUAACGACGAAACUGUAAGGAAACAGUUUUCUGCUAUCCAAUUUCUUUCAAAUGAAAUCUCGCACAUAUGUACACACGACUGUUGAAAGUAUUCUUGAGGAAUUUGAACUAUGGAGUUUUACUGCAUUUGUAGAACUCAUUUCUCGGUUCUCUGGCUCUCUUAUGUUUACCUUUUCCAUUCCAUAUAUCAUUUUACGGAAGGUAUUAUGGUUAUUGCCAGAAUUGUGCAAGCCAGAGAAGGUACCACUUACAGUAUUUCUCCAGAUCUUAUCGAUAAGAUCAAAACAAUAUCGACUUACAAGAGUAUCUCAAGUUUCGGUGAGCGUUUCGCGAGCGUUUUUCCCUUGUUUGAUAUGAACUAAAUUGGAAGUAAACAAGAUAGUCAAAGCAGGAAUUUAGUGGAUGAUCCGAACCGGAGUGGUCUUUCCUAUCUGAUGCCAAAACUCAAAUUUCGAGCUUUUAUAGGACAUAUUUCUUAACUGGGUCAUUUGACCCAAUCCAAUUGGUUUCAGUCCACAAUCUGGGGUGGUAGGCAGUCAUGUGGUUGGGAUCAUGAUCAUCCAUCCCUAUAGACAUUGAACAGCAGGUUGCAUGAGCGUGUUAGAUCAGAUCAGGCUGAGCAGCAACCAUUUGCAUAACACGAAGAUUUGCGUCAAUCAUUGGAGGAGCUCCAGACCGAGACCGAGACUCGAAUUCGUUGAAAACAGCUCUCAGCAAUCGCUCUCUCUUUCUCUGCUAGCAAACGGUCUCUGCUCUGCGCUACGCUCAGGUGAUAUCAGCUGCACGCACAUACACAUGACCACAUGCAAGCAUGCAUUCACGCUCGCUCAUAACCACACACAUUCAUAAAUCAGCGCUCUAAAACGGGGCUCUCUGUCGAGAUACUUUUUUGGGGGAAUGAUGGGGGGGGCCUCUUAUAAGUCUGUGUGUGUGCGCGUGUGUGUUCGUAGAGAGAGAGAGAGAGAGAGCAGCCCACCGAAUCCAUUCGUUUGAGUGUGUAUUAAGGCCGACGUCUCUGCCUCGGCACGGCCGCCAUUCUACGAUACCUCUGCCUUUGCUUUGGAGUACUCGCACUCGCUCGCUCACUCGCACUCCAGUUGCUGCUGUUGGUUCGUGUGGCUAAAGUGGCUAUUGCUCUUGGCUCUUGGCUGCUGAGCUGUCGUUGUCGGUUGUCGGUUUUCGUUGAUGUGUUCUGCUCCUCUGCUGUCUGCUGUCCGCUGCCGCCUGUUGAUUGUACGAGUAGUUGGCUCUGUGGCUGGCGGCGCGUUUACGUCAUAGUAACACUCGAACGGACGGAAGGGACGGAUGGCCGUUAAUAAAGACAAAUAAAUCUAAAAUAUAGCAUUACUGCUACCCCUCUCCGCUGGGUAAAUGCAAAUGCGAAAGAACUUUCGAAAGCCCCGCGUGUGUGACUGAUAAGAUAACUGCGCGAAUAAAGAACGAAAACGGGAUUUGUGCGAAAAAGUGAUACUCUCCUCCCAAAUAAGGGGAGAAAUAUAAAGAGAUAUCUAAAUAUAAAACCUAACUGUUAUAAAGCAGUGAAAAAAGUCGGCUUAAUUGUCUAAAAAUGUAACAAAAGCAAGUGUGGCCAGCCGACGUUAAAGAACAAUAGCUACAAAAGAGAAAAAGUCGCGAUCUCUCCGACAAGUACUUACAUACAUGUGUGGAGUGCACCGCACACUCGCAUAGAAGACGACAAAAACACAAAGCAGCGAAGCAGCAGGUAAAGCUACAAGUGGAGCUACCUUUGGAGAAUAGAAAACCAGCAGCACCAGCGGCAAAAGCAUAAUGGAAACACCUGACUUAAACCGCGGCGAUACCACCCGGAAGAGUGUCCGCCUCUAUGCAGCACGCAAGGGGGCGGCACCGGCGCCGCCCAAGCUGACCGUACCCCUCCCUGAUAGCACCACCACCUCCAACAACAAUAAUAACAACAACCAAAGCAGCGAAAUCUUGCCGGAACGCGAGAGAACACUACUUGCCAGCUCGCUGAGGACUACCGCUGGUCCCAGCCACAAGGAUCUCGAACCCGAUCUCGAUGGCAGCGCCCAGCUGCUGCACGACGACAACAACGGGGACGGGGGUUCGGUGGAGCUGCGGCGCCGUGAGGCGAAGCCGCCUCUGCCACGUGUGGCCGUCUCCGCCAUGCCGACCCUGCACCCACAGCCCAAGGAGCGACAGAAGCCGCCGCGCACACUGAUGACUGCCGAGGACGACGUGGGAGUUACCUUCGCCCUGGGCUCCAUAGAGAAGCACAUCCACAACGUCGAGGAGAGCUUCAAGCAGCAGCAGCACCAACAGCAGUCGCAGUCCUCGAUGGACGUCAUGAAGAUGGAGAUCAUGCGCAAGCAGAGCAAGCGGUACGGCGAGACGGAGAACCUCCUACGGCCGGGCAUCAGUGACAUGUCCUCGGAGAACGACUUCCAGUACCUUGGUGGACGGCGUGCCGAGCUUAAUGACAGCAAUGAGCUGAUGCUCUCCGAGUUUCAGCGGGGUAGCGACGGCCGAAACUCCAUUGGAGCCUAUUCUAAGAACACGGCUGUCGCCUCUGGCGGCUCUGGUGCCGUCAAGAACAAGCUGGCGCGCACUGCUUCGGACACCAAGAACACGGACACAGUGCUGGCAAUGCGCGCCACGCUCAAACAGAAGCACCAGCACCCGGACGAAAAGCAACCGGCUCCGGCCUGGAGACCAGCUGGGACGGCACCCACGCCGGCCGUCAGGACAACGACAAGUCGUGGAGGCAGCAGCAACAGCGUUGUGGAUGGUAUCACUUCGUCCAAGCUGACUGCCACCACGAUAUCGUCGUCCAAGCGGCGGGAGGAGAACUUGCGCCAGUUCGAAGCGCUCCUGGCACAAAAGUCGCAUCGUCAUGCGGCAUCAGGCGGGGCUGCUGGGUCUGGGAGCAGUGCCAGCUCCAGCUCCAAGCGGCGCUCGGAGCGGCCCAUUGUUGCGCCGAUUCCGCCGUACAACUCGAUCCGAACCGAAGCUGUACCCAGCUCUCACACGGGCCGAUCAAGCGUGGAUCCGCGCUCCACAUCUGGCUCGAGCUCGGGGUCUGCAUCUGUGGCGACUGCCCCAGCUGUGGGACACCAUCGCACAACUCCUCCGGCACCUAACGCGGUGGUGAACCGCAGCAACGUGUACAGCAACCAUGUUGCACAGGGUUCCCCGAACAUGCAGAUGCGGAGCAGUGCUCCGAUGCGAUGGCGCGCCACCGAGGAGCACAUCGGCAAAUACAAGCUGAUCAAGACGAUCGGCAAGGGCAACUUUGCCAAGGUGAAGCUGGCCAAGCAUUUGCCAACCGGCAAGGAGGUGGCCAUUAAGAUAAUUGACAAGACCCAACUCAAUCCUGGGUCACUUCAGAAACUCUUCAGAGAGGUUAGGAUAAUGAAGAUGCUCGACCACCCCAACAUUGUUAAACUGUUUCAAGUGAUCGAAACGGAGAAGACCCUGUAUCUGAUCAUGGAGUAUGCGUCGGGGGGCGAGGUGUUUGACUAUCUGGUACUACACGGACGCAUGAAGGAGAAGGAGGCUCGCGUUAAGUUUCGGCAAAUCGUUUCAGCUGUGCAAUACUGUCAUCAAAAGAGAAUUAUACACAGGGACUUAAAAGCGGAGAACCUCUUGCUGGACAGCGAGUUGAACAUAAAGAUAGCUGACUUUGGGUUCUCUAACGAGUUCACGCCCGGCUCAAAACUGGACACGUUCUGCGGCAGUCCACCGUAUGCGGCCCCAGAGCUAUUCCAGGGCAAGAAGUACGAUGGCCCCGAGGUGGACGUGUGGUCGCUGGGCGUCAUCUUGUAUACGUUGGUGAGCGGUUCCCUGCCCUUCGACGGCUCUACAUUAAGGGAGCUGCGCGAGCGUGUACUCAGAGGCAAAUAUAGAAUCCCCUUCUAUAUGUCGACGGAUUGUGAGAAUUUGCUACGCAAAUUUUUAGUACUGAACCCCGCAAAGCGUGCUAGUCUGGAGACAAUCAUGGGCGACAAGUGGAUGAAUAUGGGGUUUGAGGACGACGAGCUCAAGCCGUAUAUUGAGCCGAAAGCCGAUUUAGCCGAUCCCAAGAGGAUAGGUAAGACGGAAGCUCUUGUCGCGAUGGGCUACAACCGACUAGAGAUCGAAAACUCGCUCUCGCAGGUGCGCUACGAUGAUGUGUUUGCAACGUAUUUGCUGCUGGGACGCAAGAGCACAGACCCGGAAAGUGACGGAUCGCGGUCGGGCUCCUCACUCUCACUGCGCAACAUCUCUGGCAAUGAUGCGGGCGGCAACGCGGGCAGCGCGGGCGUGCAGAGUCCAACACAUAGAGGGGUCCACAGGAGCAUAUCAGCGUCUAGCACUAAGCCUAGUCGUCGGGCCUCGUCUGGUGCGGAAACAUUGCGCACCGGACCGGCAAAUGCAGCCGUAACUGUGGCGGCCGCGGCGGGGGCUGUGGGUGCGGUCAACCCAAGCAACAACUACAACGCUGCAGGAACAGCGGCGGAUCGAGCAUCAGUUGGCAGCAAUUUCAAGCGCCAGAAUACCAUCGACUCGGCCACGAUUAAGGAGAACACGGCGCGCUUGGCAGCACAGAGCCAGAGACCAGCUUCGGCCACCCAAAAGAUGCUCACCACGACAGACACAACGCUGAACAGUCCCGCCAAGCCGCGUACGGCAACGAAGUAUGAUCCGACGAACGGCAAUCGCACGGUGAGCGGCACCAGUGGCAUCAUUCCACGCCGCUCCACCACGCUCUACGAGAAGACCUCGUCGACGGAGAAGACCAACGUUAUCCCUGCAGAGACAAACAGCGGAUCGGCAGCUCCCGCUGGAAAAGGUCAUACGAAAAGCGCGUCUGUAUCGAGCCCUCGCCCCUCCACAGACGGAUGCGUCUCAGUCUCGAAUGACCCGCUCGGAACGAGUCUGUUCGAUCGACUUAGAAUGGCAUCGGCUGUUAAAUCAAGCAGACACUUUCCAAGGAAUGUUCCAUCACGUUCAACCUUUCACUCUGGUCAAACCAGAGCUCGAAACAACACGGCGCUGGAAUACUCGGGCACAAGUGGCGCCUCCGGCGACUCCGCCCAUCCGGGGCGUAUGAGCUUCUUUUCCAAACUCUCCUCACGUUUUAGCAAACGGCCAAACCAGUAAUUAACAAAACAAGCAUUAACUACUUCUUGUUAAUAGUUCUAAAACUGAAACUGAGACAAACGAUUCCCCUAGAGUAAACGCGCGUGACGGAGAGUUACAGAGAGAUAUGAUAUGAUAUGAUAUGAACAGACAGAGUACAGAGAUAAGGUCGAUUCAGAUUGGAUCAGAUCGGAUCGGAUCGGAUCGGGUUCUUUUGCUUCGCGUCGUUUCGAUACCGAUCCGAUACGAAUACCGAUACCGAUACCGAUACAGAUACAGAAUAUCGAUUACGAUUACUGCUUUCGAUUUCAAUUCCGAUUCCGACUCCGAACCCAGUUCAGCUUUGAGCCAGCCGCCCCUCAAAUGAACACCGACAACGUUGAGUUCCGUUGCAUUAAUUGUGUUGCAAAUUUCACAAAUGCGCCUAUGUUUUAUUACAAUUAUUAACUAAUUAUACAUAUACAUUUAUAUAAAUUAAACGUACAUAUACAUAUACAUAUACAUAUAUAUAUUUAAAGUAAAGCAACAACAAACACAAAUUAUGAAGCCUUUGUUUUCAUUGUUCGCAAAACGAUGCGUGGAGCUACCAGCGCAUGGAAGAACACAACAAAUGAAUGAAAUGAAAUGAAAUUAAACGAAAUUGCAAUAAGGAACACAAGCUAAACGCGAGCACUCGUAAUAAUGCAAUAAUAAUCAGAGAGAAUCCUGACUACAGUUGCUGUCUGUCACGGUCACGAUUAUGGAUCACACCAACUACUAAAUAUUACACCUACGAGUACUACCUAAACUACACAUAAAUAAAAAUAUAUAUAUAUAUUACGGAUAUAACGGACUCGCGGAAUAACGGAAUCACCAAAUGAAGUGACCGAAGUGAGAGAAAACGUGCAGAGUUCCAGUAGUAUAGUACACUGAAUGCUAGCCUUAACUGAACUCAACUAAACUGAAACUGAAACCCAAAUCUAAACCGAUCUAAGCUGAACUAAAAGUAAAAUCAAUAAAACACAACACCAAAAGAAGUUGCUAAUUGUGUAACUACUGUAUGAUCUUAACUUUUAUUUAGCGAUACCUGUAGUUGUAUGUAUGUAUGUUUGUAUUGUACGUAUGUAUGGACUGUAUUUGUAUUCCGAUUUGAGCUUGCACUAAAUUGUAUCCGUGGAUCAUACAAUCAGACUUCAGACAGCCAGCCAGCCAGACAGCCAGCACUCCAGCCAGCCAACCAACUAACGAACUUGCAAUUCAUAAAUCACCCCCCUCUCCACACAACUGCGCCAGAGCCGAGAAUCUCUGGGUGCAGGGCCCCAGAGCAGAGGUGCAGCGGUUUUUUUUAGCAAUUUAAGCAUACCACGUAGCCACUAAAGCCACUAAAAAUAAAACGGCAGAAAUUAAACAAAUAAGCUUAAAUUCAAGGAAUAACAAUGUAUUACCACUAGUGCAUGCGACCAUUUUAUUUGUACAGAUGAUUAUCUAUAGAUCGUGUUAUCGUCGGACACCUUCAGUGGCUCGACCAGUAGUUAUCUUUAAAUAUUAAGUUUCAAAGAAAUAACGCAUAAUUAAAACAAUUGAUAAUUUAAUAAAACCAUAAUAAAUGAUGUGAAACAUUUGUGAGCAAAGAAA
Messenger RNA from Drosophila pseudoobscura, 6868 nucleotides. Its product is annotated as MAP/microtubule affinity-regulating kinase 3-like. Gene Ontology annotation, molecular function: tau-protein kinase activity; ATP binding; protein serine/threonine kinase activity. Gene Ontology annotation, cellular component: cytoplasm. Lineage: Eukaryota; Metazoa; Arthropoda; Insecta; Diptera; Drosophilidae. The record is from RefSeq and is a predicted model, not a curated record. Gene Ontology annotation, biological process: protein phosphorylation; intracellular signal transduction; microtubule cytoskeleton organization. The transcript has 15 exons. Bases 1943 to 5275 code for a protein of 1110 amino acids.